AUGAGUAACAUAUAUAUUACCGAACCGGCAACAAACGGGAAGGUCAUCCUCACCACUACAGUUGGUGAUAUUGAAGUCGAGCUUUGGUCUAAGGAGACACCACUGGCGUGUCGAAAUUUUGUACAACUAUGUAUGGAGGGCUACUACGACGACACAGCCUUCCAUAGGCUUGUAAAAGGCUUUAUCGUUCAGGGUGGUGAUCCCACAGGCACAGGCGAUGGUGGAGAAAGCAUUUACGAUGGUCCUUUUAAGACAGAAAGUCACUCCCGUUUAUCAUUCAAUCGUCGAGGUCUUUUGGGUAUGGCAUGCCCCGAACCAAACUGUAACGGAAGUCAGUUUUUCUUCACACUCGGAGAAGCCCUCGAAUUGAACGGCAAACACACCCUCUUUGGCCGUGUAGUCGGUGUGAUUUGUAAUCGAUUUCAGGUUAUCUUAAAUCCUUACGAUGACAUCGUUCCUCGUCAAAUUAAGCCCAAAAAGUAUGCAGAAGCUGAUGAGAAGAUUCAACCAACUGCAAAGGCUACCAAAAAUUUCUCUUUGUUGUCAUUUGGCAGCGAGGCAGAAGAAGAAGAGGAAAUUUCUUCCAGAGUGGAGGAGAAGUUCCGCUCUCGUGGAAAGAGUGCUCAUGAUCUUGUAAACGAUGAGAGUCUUUCCAAAGAGGCAGUAGUAAUCACCGAGGAGGACGCCGAGAUCACUGCCAAGGUGUCUGCCGUUUUGGAAGCUGAAGCAGAGGCUCGCAGACGGAGGCGUGAUUUGGCUUCUCGUCUCGAAACCGAGGAGGAACUAAGACAAAAGCAGAAACGACUUGAGGAUCUGCGUGCUGAAGCGGACGCGGUACGUCGUGACAUCGCGCGUACUAUGCGGUCGGCAAAAGAGCGCGCUACAGCUGCUGAAGCGGCGCGGCAGGCAGCAGAGAUGCGGGCACAGCGCGAGGCAGAUGAGUUGCGGCGCGCCGAAGCUUGGGAAGCAGAGCAGCGCAAGAACGCUGCCGCAGGCAUCUCUAAACCCUCAGCGCAGCCAAUGGUUGACAACUUUGCUGACGAGGUAGCCAGUUACAGAUCGAGGGCAAAGAAGAACAGAGAGGUUAUCCUUCUUGCACUAUAUUUUGUCCGCAAAGACCGAGAGGAGCAAACCAUGAAUCUUUUAAGUCGUUUCAAAUCGCGACUCCUAAGUGCCUUGGAAAAGUCUGAAAAUGAUGGCUCGUUGGAAGCCACUGCUGUCAAUGACAAUGAGGAAAGGGACGAGAACAAAACACUAUCUGCGGAUCCAACUGCUUGGGUUCGUUGCAAGUUGGUGUCAGAAGAGCCAGCGCCGGCUCGAAGAGUCAUGGACCCGUCUCUGGAUGAUCCGGAUCGUCAUGACCUCUAUGACCCUCGGAAUCCUCUAAAUUUAAGGAAACGCGGUGCCGUUACUGACGAAAGCGGCGGAGAUGACAAAGGUUACUUUCACAAUCGCAACUGUGUUUUUAUUGGCCUGCUUUGGAAUGCUUUUCCCAUUAAUAUUAUGAUGCGCUACGUGGCGGCCACGCUACUUACCUUCCUCAUCUUUACAGCGCUCACGAAUGACUCAAUGGGCGACCAUAUUCAUUACGGCGAAGCUUCUGAAAGCCAUUCACAUGCCCACGGCAACUCUUAUGGGCAGCAUCAGGACCAUCUACGCAACCAUGGCCAUCUUCAUGCGCAUUACGACAUAAAGCCUCGUUCCAGCCAAAUAUGGGUAGACACAAUUGGUGCGGUUGUGGGCAUCAGUGUGGCGCCAUUCAUUCUUCUCUUUCUCGUUCCUGAUCUCAAUAAACGUCGCGAGUUGCUCAAAAUUCUUCUCGGAUUCGCAGCAGGUGGUCUUCUAGGUGAUGCCUUUCUUCAUCUCAUUCCUCAUGCUCUCGCUCACAUGCAUGGUCAAGACCAUCGCGAAAACGGUCACGAUGCUCAUGGGCAUUCACACUCCCUGAAGGAUGGUAACACUUGCGUCUUCCUCUGUGUCAUCGGUGGAAUCUUUGUUUUCUUGUGCAUCGACAAGUGUCUGCGUUUCGUACGGAGUGGUCACAACCAUUCCCAUGGCUCUCUUAUUAAUGAAAAUGGUGAUAAGAAACAAAAAAACGCGAAAGCAGGGGAUAGUAAAGGGAGUGUCUCGAAUUCUAAUGGUCCAAACAAGAGCAAAACUAAGAACAAACUUGGCAUGAACAUAACUGGAUAUCUGAAUCUUGCUGCUGAUUUCACGCAUAAUGUCACUGAUGGCAUCGCGAUUGCUGGGUCCUUCCUGAUAAGCCGCAACGUAGGUUACGUCACCACCCUGACUGUGCUUGUUCACGAACUGCCUCAUGAAAUCGGUGACUACGCAAUUCUUAUUAAGUCUGGCUGCGGAACACAUCGGGCUAUGCUACUACAACUUGUCACAGCUCUGGGUGCAGUCCUUGGCGCUUGUUUGAGUCUCCUCGCUGCUGGCGUUGGGAUGGACAGCAAGGAGUCUGGCGUCAGUUCUGGUCUUUCGCCAGAGCUCAUUACUACCUGUUUGUUACCCUUCACGGCGGGUGGGUUUAUCUACAUUGCAUUGGCCUCAGUAUUGCCUGAUCUGCUCGUUGAUUAUCAGGCGGGUGACCGUCGGUCCGCCAACAAGAUAUCGCGACGAAUAGGGCAGGCAGCAGCGGAACUCACAGCAGUGAUUCUUGGUAUUGCAUUGAUGGCAGUGAUUGGUCUGUUUGAAUGA
Messenger RNA from Hydatigera taeniaeformis, 2703 nucleotides. NCBI's taxonomy places the organism in Eukaryota, Metazoa, Platyhelminthes, Cestoda, Cyclophyllidea, Taeniidae. The record is from the annotation of a GenBank genome assembly.